GUUCUGUUGGUGAGGAAUGAUAUUCAGUCCCUUGCGAGGGGGGACAUAGAACCUGGGGAUGUAGAGUCAGUAUGGAUAGAACUGAGAAAUUCUAAGGGUAGAAAGACCCUAAUGGGAGUUAUCUACAGGCCCCCAAACAGCAGUCUGGAUGCAGGGUGUAAGUUGAAUGAAGAGUUAAAAUUGGCAUGUCACAAAGGUAAUGAUACAGUUGUCAUGGGGGAUUUCAACAUGCAGGUAGACUGGGAGAAUCAGGAUGGUACUGGACCCCAAGAAAGGGAGUUUGUGGAGUGCCUCCGAGAUGGAUUCUUAGAACAGCUUGUACUGGAGCCUACCAGGGAGAAGGCAAUUCUAGAUUUAGUGUUGUGCAAUGAACCGGAUUUGAUCAGGGACCUCGAGGUAAAGAAACCAUUAGGAGGUAGUGACCAUAAUAUAUGUUUGAACCUACAAUUUGAGAAGGAGAAGGGAAAAUCGGAUGUGUCAAUAUUACAGUUGAACAUAGGGAACUAUGGAGCUAUGAGGGAGGAGCUGGCCAAAGUUCAACGGAACAAAACCCUAGCAGGGAAGACAGUGGAACAACAAUGGCAGGUGUUUCUGGGAAUAAUGCAGAAGGUGCAGGAUCAGUUCAUUCCAAAGAGGAAGAAAGAUCCUAAGGGGAGUAAGGGGCGGCCGUGGCUGACGGGGGAAGUAAAGGGCAGUAUAAAAAUAAAAGAGAAGUAUAACAUAGCAAAGAUGAGCGGGAAACCGGAGGACUGGGAAGCUUUUAAAGAGCAACAGAAGAUAACAAAAAAGGCAAUACGCCAAGAAAAAAUGAGGAACGAAGGUAAACUAGCCAAGAAUAUGAAGGAGGAUAGUAAAAGCUUCUUUAGGUAUGUGAAUAGCAAAAAAAAUAGUUAAGACCAAAAUUGGGCCAUUGAAGACAGAAACGGGUGAAUUUAUUAUGGGGAACAAGGAAAUGGCAGACGAGUUGAACAGGUACUUUGGAUCUGUCUUCACUAGGGAAGACACAAACAAUCUCCCAGAUGUAAUAGUGGCCAAAGGAACUAGGGUAAAGGAUGAACUGAAGGAAAUUUAUAUUAGGCAAGAAAUGGUGUUGGAUAGACUGUUGAGUCUGAAGGCUGAUAAGUCCCCAGGACCUGAUGGUCUGCAUCCCAGGGUACUUAAAGAGGUUGCUCUAGAAAUCAUGGACGCAUUGGUAAUCAUUUUCCAAUGUUCUAUAGAUUCAGGAACAGUUCCUGCUGAUUGGAGGGUGGCUAAUGUUGUCCCACUUUUCAAGAAAGGAGGGAGAGAGAAAACAGGGAAUUAUAGACUGGUUAGCCUGACGUCAGUGGAGGGAGAGAGAAAACAGGGAAUUAUAGACUGGUUAGCC
This is a messenger RNA of Hypanus sabinus (Atlantic stingray), 1366 nucleotides long. RefSeq lists its product as uncharacterized. Gene Ontology annotation, molecular function: catalytic activity. Bases 112 to 894 code for a protein of 260 amino acids. The record is from RefSeq and is a predicted model, not a curated record. NCBI's taxonomy places the organism in Eukaryota, Metazoa, Chordata, Chondrichthyes, Myliobatiformes, Dasyatidae. The transcript is spliced from 2 exons.